Messenger RNA from Polistes canadensis, 677 nucleotides. It is a transcript of the gene Obp56a, whose product is annotated as general odorant-binding protein 56a. Gene Ontology annotation, molecular function: odorant binding. The transcript has 5 exons. The record is from RefSeq and is a predicted model, not a curated record. The coding region runs from base 90 to 533 and encodes 147 amino acids. Lineage: Eukaryota; Metazoa; Arthropoda; Insecta; Hymenoptera; Vespidae.
AGUCAGAAAAAGGAUUUUAACUGUCAACGUUAGUUUGAUUUUCAUUGUUACUAAAAAGAAAAAGAAAUACAAUAUCAAUCAAAUCAAAGAUGAAGGGACUCAAGAUCAUAACUUCCGUGUUAUUACUCGCUGUUAUUUGCACGGCCAAUGAAUCGGAGGAAAUUUUAAAGGAGUUUGAAAAAUACGAGGCCGAAUGUCGCGAAGAAAAUGGAGUGUUAAAAGAAGAAUCAGAAGAUCAUCUUAAAAAACUUUGCGCUGGUGACGAAUUAGAUAAGAAGGUUGGCUGUUACAUGGCUUGUUUCCACACAAAAAUUGGCGCAUUGAAAGAUGGGGAAAUUUUAACAGAUAGUAUUGAAAAAUCUCUAAUAUCUUUGAUAAAACAUGAAUCCGUAAAGGAUGAAUUAUUAAGCAAGCUGGACACUUGUAAAGCCGAAGCCUCCACGGAAAGCGAUGAUUGCGAUAAAACGGUUGAAUUUACAAAAUGCAUGAUUAAAGGAUCGGAAUUAUGCACACGUAUUCUCAAGAAGGAAUGAAUUAUCAUCUUCUAUAAUUUUUCCGUCGAUACGUUCACAUUAAUUUAAUAAGAUGAACGAUCCAAUGCAUGCUAAAGUAAAUAAUUUGUAAUAGAGUCAGAUAAUACGUAAAUAAAGUAACCAAAUAAAUGAAAGUAGCAAAAA